AUGCCAACUAAGACACCCCCAGCGACAUGUUGCCCCGCAGCUCCAACUGCGAGUGCGCCAGUGACUGCGACUUGGACUGCGACUUGGACUGCGACUCCGGCCCAGACUCCCACUGCCCAGGCGCCAGUAGCAACCCUUCGCAUUGAAGCAGGUUACCGCCCGGGCUUCAUCGCCCGCACGCUCCAGAUGCACAUGGACUACUACCACUCGGCCGUGUCCUGGGGACAGGCAUUCGAAGCAGCAAAGGCCCAGUGCUGGGGCAAGAUCGUGGAACAGCUCCCGUCGUAUCCGGACAGUCAGAUCUGGUCCGCCGUCCGGGUGACCGGUGAUUCGGAACGGAUUGUGGGGACCAUCAUGUUGGACAGUGCCACGGAUGCGGAGGCGGAGGCGGAGGCGGGGGAGGGGCGGCAGAAGGUCCGGACGGUGCAACUGCGGGGUUUCAUUGUCGACUCGGACGCCAGGGGACUGGGUGCCGGGAAAAAGCUCCUCGCGGCCGCCAUGGCGCAUGUGGAAGAACGGGGCAUCGAGAAGGUAAUCCUGCACACGAUGGAUUCGCUGGGGGCCGCUGUUUACCUGUACCGAGCGGCCGGGUUCGUGCUGCACAGCGAAGAGGAAAGGGUUCUUUGGGGGGCAAAGAUCAAGGAACAGCUUUACAUUUGGCGGAGAAAGGCGCUCCCUGCAAAGUAG
Sodiomyces alkalinus F11 is the source of this 687-nucleotide messenger RNA. Its product is annotated as acyl-CoA N-acyltransferase. Lineage: Eukaryota; Fungi; Ascomycota; Sordariomycetes; Glomerellales; Plectosphaerellaceae. The coding region runs from base 1 to 687 and encodes 228 amino acids. Gene Ontology annotation, molecular function: N-acetyltransferase activity. The record is from RefSeq and is a predicted model, not a curated record. The transcript has a single exon.